AUGAGUGAAAAGGCAGCUACUGUACCACUCUCUCAUAAGAGUAUUGAAAAGAAAAUAGCUGAGCGGCAAGAAUAUUUGCAACGAAUUGAAGUUGAAGAACAACAAAAGUUGCGCGAUUCUAAGCUAUCGCAGUCAGAAUUUCGUCGAACAAAUAUUUCCAGAGAAUAUUAUCGAACAAGAGAGUCUAUUAACGAUCAAAUAUAUGAUUUAGAGGAGCAGAAAAAGAAUUUACCUGGUCGAAGACGAUACGAGUUCAAAAAAAACAUCAGUACAAGAAUAAAAUCAUUCCAUUUUAAGAAUCGAUUUUUGCUUUUUGGUAGUGGUGGACUGUUACUGUUGGGAUUAGUACUGAGCGGUAUAACUGCAUUGAUAAUGAAUUGGAAUCGUCUCACAGGAAAACAGACUCAAUCAGUGACAAAAGUUACGGCAUCUGUAACAGCAGGGAAUCAAACCGUGACUAAUCUCGUAUUACUAUCACAGUGGAAUCGUUCAUUAGAUACACCCAUGGGUAAAAUGAUGACUGACAUUGAAAUACCGACUGUCAAACAACAAAAUGAAGCCACGACACAACAGACCGAAAACAACAACAUGUAUAUGAUCGGUAUUGCGGGUGUUUUACUACUAUUAGUUGUCAUUGGUACCAUCGUUUUCAUUGGCUAUAAAAGGAGAAAGCUUGAGCAACCAGAGCAAAUUAAAUCAAGAAUAUCAUCGGUGUCUAGUGUAGAUGUUGGACAUUCCAUCUUAUCCGAUACCCCUGAGGACGACAACGUUAAAGAGUAA
Didymodactylos carnosus is the source of this 780-nucleotide messenger RNA. Lineage: Eukaryota; Metazoa; Rotifera; Eurotatoria; Philodinida; Philodinidae. The record is from the annotation of a GenBank genome assembly.